AUCGUGUGUCACCUGCUCUCGAUACUGUGGAGUUGGGCUACGUGGGGAGGCGUUGAUGUUGGAGGAAGCCUGACUUCGCUCCCCCUUGCCUAUACUACUGGAGGUCCUAUGUUCGGGCGAUACAUGGCGCCCCUUUUCUGGAACGAUUCUGUCAGCAAUGUUUACUUUGGGGCUGUUAGGGUUGCACAAGGAAGAUUGCGAUGUUUUUUCGAUUACAUCAGUGCCAAGAGCCACAGUUCUGUAUCAAAGAAAAUGUCUCAAUUGUCUCGUAUAAAGGUCCCCGGUUGUGAAUCGUUGAGGCCCGCGGAUCGGUUACUUGACUGGGGUACGGCUUGUGGAGCUCACAAUGAAGGAGAUUAACGUUAGCGGCUGUUGGGAUGGGAAGUACUAGUAAACGGUUGGCCUUUUGUCUCUACCUUGCUGGUGCAACCCUAAUUUAAUAACGCAUGUUGAUCGUCACACGAAUGGAAACAAUGGAAUGAAAUGAAUAUGUUGG
This is a messenger RNA of Aspergillus pseudonomiae, 496 nucleotides long. RefSeq lists its product as uncharacterized. Bases 109 to 360 code for a protein of 83 amino acids. The record is from RefSeq and is a predicted model, not a curated record. The transcript has a single exon. Lineage: Eukaryota; Fungi; Ascomycota; Eurotiomycetes; Eurotiales; Aspergillaceae.